Rhincodon typus (whale shark) is the source of this 1230-nucleotide messenger RNA. Its product is annotated as substance-P receptor-like. The record is from RefSeq and is a predicted model, not a curated record. The coding region runs from base 1 to 1230 and encodes 409 amino acids. NCBI's taxonomy places the organism in Eukaryota, Metazoa, Chordata, Chondrichthyes, Orectolobiformes, Rhincodontidae. Gene Ontology annotation, cellular component: sperm midpiece; plasma membrane. The transcript is spliced from 5 exons. Gene Ontology annotation, molecular function: substance P receptor activity. Gene Ontology annotation, biological process: positive regulation of flagellated sperm motility; G protein-coupled receptor signaling pathway.
AUGGAGCUGAACGCGUGGCAAGGGAAUGACUCUGAGCCAGGGAAUCAGACCGAGGAACUGGACACUAAAUUCCUGCAGCCCAAGUGGCAGAUUGCCCUGUGGGCGCUCGCCUACUCCAUUAUCGUGGCGGUGGGAGUGUGCGGGAACCUGGUGGUCAUGUGGAUUAUUCUGGCCCACAAAAGGAUGCGGACAGUGACCAACUAUUUCUUGGUCAACCUGGCUUUCACCGAGUGCUCCGUGGCUGCUUUCAAUGCGGUCAUCAACUUUGUCUACGGCAUCCACAACGAGUGGUACUUCGGCCUCGGCUACUGUCGUUUCCACAACUUUUUCCCCAUUACUGCCAUGUUCGCCAGCAUCUACUCAAUGACUGCUAUCGCCCUGGACAGGUACAUGGCAAUCAUUCAUCCGCUGAAACCAAGACUGUCAGCAACAGCCACAAAGGUUGUGAUUGGAGCUAUUUGGGUGGUGGCAUUGUCGCUGGCCUUUCCACAGUGCUAUUACUCCACAACAGAGCAGUUUCCAGGCAGAGUGGUAUGUUACGUGGAGUGGCCUGAGAAUGCAGAGAACAGCACAAGUCAUGAAACUACGUAUCAUGUCUGCGUAACAGCCCUUGUCUACUUCCUGCCUCUGAUGGUGAUGGGCUAUGCUUACACCAUUGUGGGGAGAACACUAUGGGCAAGUGAGAUUCCAGGAGAUUCCUCAGACCGCUACAGGGAGCAGAUGAAUGCCAAGAGAAAGGUAGUGAAAAUGAUGAUAAUAGUGGUGACCACGUUCGCUGUGUGCUGGCUUCCCUACCACAUCUACUUCCUGCUCUACCUCUUCCAUCCGGAAAUUUACCAGAAGAGAUACAUCCAGCAAGUGUACCUGGCCAUCAUCUGGCUGGCGAUGAGCUCUACAAUGUAUAACCCGGUCAUCUACUGCUGCCUCAAUGAGCGGUUCCGAGCUGGAUUCCGUCGUGUUUUCCGUUGGUGUCCGUUUGUGAAAAGCAACGAUUAUGAGGGGCUGGAGAUGAAAUCAACCAAGUUUCUCCAAACCCAGGGCAGCAUGUACAAGGUCAGCCGGAUGGAGACCACCGUAUCCACAGUCAUCAACCAGAAUGAGGAUGAUGUCGAUGAUAAUGUCAAGGCAACACAUUUGUCGCUGGACUUGAACUCCAAUGGCUCUUCACGUAGCAUCUCAAAGGCUGGCUCUGAGUCCUCCACUCUCUCCUGCAGGCCAGAUCCCUACUAA